CGAAUGUAAUGGAAAGCGAAAAACACGUUUUAGGGAGAAAAUCAUCGCGUCAACCCUGGAGAAGUUUCAAAUUGAUGAUUGAUCCCGCUUUAACAAAAGGACUCUACAAAGUGUACCGCUAUGAUGGGCACGACUUCAACAUUCCCGUUGAUGACUUGGGUUUGUUUCCAGUGGAUUCAGUGAAAGAUCCACGCAUCUGCCGCAUGUGGAGCAAAUGCGUCAAGAGUGACCUUUCGGUUCCCAGAUUUAAGAUAGAUGAGUUUUACAUUGGGCCCAUUCCUCCCAAAGAAGUGACAUUUUGCAGGCUGAAUGACAAUGUAAACAUAGCCUUCCUAACUAAUAUGUGUAAUAAAUAUGGCCACACUGAAGAAGUGGAAAUUUUCUACAAUCCAAAGAACAAAAAGCAUUCAGGGGUUGCCAAAGUUGUUUUUGACACUGUGAGGGCUGCUAAGGACACCGUUCAUCACCUUAAUCAAACAUCAGUGAUGGGUAAUGUUAUCCACGUGGAAAUGGAUCCAAAAGGUAAAAACAGAGUGCGCUACCUCAAACUGCUCUUUCAUGGCAUCUACACACCAUGCAGCUUACCAGUAGGAAGCAGUGACCAAAGUCUCCAAAACUUAAUCGACAAUUUACUGUGCAAUUCAGCCCCACAGGGAGAAGGAAGCCCAAGCAGCCUCACUACUCCACUCUCUCUCGACACAGCAUAUUCCAGUAUUAGUCGGGAUACACCUUGUAGCUCUGGGCUGACUCCUUAUUCACAGGGAACCCCGCGCACUCCUUGCUUUUCUGCAACUCCUCUCUCCCUUGACUCAUGCUACUCCAGUCUUCAAGGCACUCCAAUCCUCCAGGGGGAGCACCCAACUUACAGUGUUCCCAAACCAAAACAUGCAAAGCAUUCUUUCGAACUUUUAUCCCCUGGUCCAGAGUCGAGGAAUGUGAUCGCAACUAGCUCAAAAGCGUUACCUAUAACCUCUUUGAGCAUCUUGAGCAUCAACUUGGAAGCCAACAAGCAUUUAGACGUGACUUCCCCACCUGACAGUCAUGCAUGCAUUGAAGAGUUACCUCAGUCACCACUGGUGAACUUUAUUCCAAGAAACCCUCAGCCAGAAUCAGAGACAUUGGAUGCCCGAAUACAACAUUUGCUGACAAACAGCCAGAGUUCAGAUACUUUCCAUGGGAAUUCUUCAAUAGCUGAUGUGUUCGGUCAGGACAGCCCGACCUCACCAUAUCCACUGCAGAACUCCCCACCCUCAAAUGACCCAAACAAGACUUUGGAAGAGGUUAAUCCUACGCCAUUCCUUGAAGAGGAUGAAACCUCCCAAGCUGUUUUUUUUCUUACAUCCCAAAGAGAUAAAGAGAGUCCUUCUCCAUUUGAUUUCAUAAAAGCUGGUGAAAGCCAAGAUGGAAACAUUAAGACAAAUGCUGAAAAGGCACCAAGCCAAAAGGAGGUCCACUUAUCCAAUGUAGAUGAAAUAAACGGUGAAACAUUGACACCAUCUUUUAGUCAUCAGUCCAAACAUCCACUUGCCAUCCCAUCCGCAGGCCAUCAUCUACCACUUAUCCCUUUGUGUUUCCCCAUUCCUUCAUUUCCCCCUGUCCCACCCCGCCUCCCAAAUGGCACCAUUCCCGUUCCACCUCCAGGCUGGAGCCUCCCUCCAGGCCAUCACAGCAACAUCCACAUUCCACCACCUUCUAACUUCCCGGUACCCCAACCUUCUUUGCCGCCUCCUGCACCACCCUGGGCCACUUCACCUUUUCCUCGUACCAACCCUCUAGUUCCACCACCAGACUACUCACUGAUGAGGGAAAACCCUCAUAAACUCACAGUGGAAAAAGUUUUAGAUGUGCUCAUGGAUGAACUGAAGUCGAUUAUUAAGAGAGACCUCACUCGCAGAAUGAUUGAGGGAGUGGCGUUCAAGGUGUUUGAAGUCUGGUGGGACAAUCAAGAGAAGAAAACAAAGCAAUCAGUUGUGCCCUUAAAUGAUAAGAAGACCAAUUGUAUAAAUCCUCUGAAUCACAUCGCUGGCGAGCACAAGAAGCCUCCCCUUCCCACCUUCAAGAUUAAGAAGAAAAAAGGGGACAACCCUACAAUGAAAGACGGAACCCACGAGGACGAUAUGUUGAAACCAACAUUUGAAAGACGUAAACGGAGACAUGCAAGACCGCUUGAUCUUGAUAGUGAUGAUGAUGACAGAAUGGAAGAAUACAAGAUACAUCAAGCCGCCGCGCAAAGGGAAAUUGCAACAGCCAAAGAGGAACAGGCUGGGCCUAUAGAAGAUGAAGUACACAUUUUGUGUGACGGAAAUGAUCAUGCCAGCAAUGUUGAUGACAAUCAUAAAGAAAAAGAGACGGUGUCUGAAAAACACAGGGAGGCUGAAGACACCUGUCCAGUUCUUAGUGACGCUCUCUCCUUCAGCAGUGAGUGCAGCUCCUCGGAGGUUUGCUCAUCCGACUGGGACUCCCCGGACUCUUUUACUUCAGAGAGCUCAGAGAACUCAUCCUACUGUGACUUCAGCUCUGAAGAUGAUGAUAAUGUUGAUUUAGAAGAGAACAAAAAGAAUGGUGAAGGUUUGAAGUGUGUAGUAAUAUCAUCAGAUGAGGAGUCGGUGGAGGUUGAGCCCCCUGUGACACCCUCAGCCCCACUCACGCCUGGUGCUCAGCUAGAACUCCAUGACUUGUCAGAUCCAUCUAAUAGGGAGAAAGCAGAGGAAAAUGAGUACAUGCACCAAGAACAUGCAAUGAUGGCGCUACAGCCUUCAUCACAUCCUGGACUUCAAGCAGUGGCUCUUGAAUUUGACAUGGAGAGGCGUAAAUGGAACUCGGGAUCUCCGGAGUACACCUUGAGGCCUCUCACUCCUACUGGCUGCCUUUUGGACAGUGACCUUGAACUUUUUAUCAGAAGCAAACCAACAUCUCCAGUUGUGAUGGAGGUGGGACGACCACAGACCCCAGGCAAGGAGAUAGCCUCUCAAUUAGGAAGUGAAGAAUCAGAAGAUGACAAUCUCUCUCGAACGAUCAGUGAGUUACAUCCAUCAUCAGACACGGCUUUGUUAUUCCAGGAAACACCCAAAACUCCAGGUAGAGAAGACACAAGUGCUUGGAGUCCUAACAGUGGCGUGAGGGUCUCAACAAGUCCAGGGUAUGAGCGCAUUAUACCGGAAGAUACCGGGGAAACAUACUUACAUUUUAGAAAACCAUCGGCUCAUUCAUCACUGUUUAGUAGUCCAUUUAUAUUACCACCAAAUACCCCUGGAAGAGAUAUCUUUCUACCACGAAGAUCCUUCAUCCACAGAAGAAAGACUGACAUUGAGAACAUCUCACAAUGUGACAAAUUCCUUGGAAUGUCAUCUCCAUGUGACCUUUCUGAGUCUUCAUCUGAUGGCGGAGGAGUGAGAACAUGGUCAGAUGUGAGAGUGAUACCUCUGCAAAGACUGGAGAACAUGCCUGGUCUCUUCUACAACGGAAGCAGGAGAGAAACAAAAAUGAGGCGUAAAUGGUGGAAGCGAACAAAAAGGCGUUGGAGGAGCCACUACUUCUCUCGUCCCAGUCCUCCCAAGUGGCGUUCAGAGUGCGAGGAACGGAGGAUACUUCACAGUAUAUGGAGGGACGGUCUGGAUCAAGAGGAUGAGAGACUGCUCAGGUGCACUUACGAAAGGCUGCAAGAGCGGGAAGAUGAGUGUAGCUGGCUUAGUGAUGCCCUUUGGAUACCUCAUCCUCAUAUCCUUUUCACUUCCAAAUUUGUUGUUAUAGAAGAGAAUGUAGGACACCAGUCAUGGCAACAGAAGCACAUUACAGGCUCAGCCCGCAGUGAGGGUUUCUACAAAAUCAACUGGAGGGAUAAACUUGAAUACCUCAAACAAGAAAGAACCAUUGAGCUUUCAUCAGCAAGCGCUCAGGUAUUCAACACAGUGAAGUGUGAGGAGCAGGAUGUCGUUCAUCACAGUGUGUAACAUAAGCUUGCUGUGCCCAUGCAGGAACUUCAGAUACAGCCUACUGCACUUCGGGCCGGAUCAGACUUCAGGUCAGAACAGCGCCGUCUGCUGUCAUCUUUUAGCUGCGAUAGUGACCUCGUCAAGUUCAACCAACUCAAGUUCCGAAAGAAGAGGAUUCGUUUCAGUCCAAGUCCCAUCCAUGAUUGGGGUCUGUUUGCCAUGGAGGCCAUAGCAGCAGAUGAGAUGGUGAUUGAGUAUGUCGGCCAAAUUAUCAGACAGAAUAUUGCUGACAUGAGAGAGCGUAGAUAUGAGGAAGCAGGCAUCGGAAGCAGCUAUUUGUUCCGGGUCGAUCAGAACACCAUCAUCGAUGCCACAAAAUGCGGGAAUUUAUCCAGAUUCAUCAACCAUAGCUGCAGUCCAAACUGUUAUGCGAAGAUCAUCACUGUGGAGUCUCAAAAGAAGAUAGUGAUAUACUCGCGGCAGCCAAUCAGCAUCAAUGAAGAAAUCACGUACGACUACAAGUUUCCCAUUGAGGACACAAAAAUUCCUUGUUUGUGUGGCUCUGAAAGCUGUCGGGGCUCUUUGAACUGAUUCCAUCUGGAGAGUCUUAUAGCUUAUAUAAGAGCCCACACUGCCUCAGGUACUGUACAAACAGACACUGAAGAUGUGCCUCAUAAAUAACUAUUAGGCAUUUCCAGCUGCUGUCUUGAAGGUUAAAAAUAACCUGAGAUGCACGAAGCAGACCAAGUGAACUUUCCUAUCCAGCACGUAAGCUAUUGUAUGAUGAAGUAUGAGGGAAGAGAACGCUAAACUUUUAUGGUAAAUGUAAAUUGACUGCCUUUAUAUUUAAUGUACAUGGUGUACAGUCUCGUUGGAAAAACUUUAUAAAUGCAUGUUAUGAGAGGUUAUCUUUGGUUUUACAUCACAGUAACAUGGACAGUAUACGGCAGGGAUUGUCAACCGGUGGUCCGCGGCCCUCUAGUGGUUCGUUUCGGUAUUGCAGGUGGUCCGCAAAAUUGGAAAUGGAAAAUAAUUGUAACAUUUUUAAAAUAAAAUGGAUUAAUUAUUUAGACUUUAUUUAUUUUCCAGCUAAUUUUGUGAAUCAUUUACCCAUUCAAAUUAUGUCAAAUGUAGCUGAGAUUCCCAAAAUAGACAUACAGACGCAAAUAAAUAGCCUGCAUAGGUCUAUCUUACUUCGUUGCAAAAUAAAAUAAUAUUCCGCCAAAA
This is a messenger RNA of Syngnathus acus (greater pipefish), 5159 nucleotides long. Its product is annotated as histone-lysine N-methyltransferase SETD1B-A-like. The transcript has 17 exons. The record is from RefSeq and is a predicted model, not a curated record. Gene Ontology annotation, cellular component: Set1C/COMPASS complex. Gene Ontology annotation, molecular function: histone H3K4 methyltransferase activity; RNA binding; protein binding. Lineage: Eukaryota; Metazoa; Chordata; Actinopteri; Syngnathiformes; Syngnathidae.